Messenger RNA from Amblyraja radiata (thorny skate), 443 nucleotides. RefSeq names its product ATP synthase F(0) complex subunit B1, mitochondrial-like. NCBI's taxonomy places the organism in Eukaryota, Metazoa, Chordata, Chondrichthyes, Rajiformes, Rajidae. Gene Ontology annotation, biological process: proton motive force-driven ATP synthesis. Bases 159 to 443 code for a protein of 94 amino acids. The transcript has 3 exons. The record is from RefSeq and is a predicted model, not a curated record. Gene Ontology annotation, molecular function: proton-transporting ATP synthase activity, rotational mechanism.
UUUUUUAAUCACAACAAUAGGAAAAGGUACAGACGGCCCAAAAAGUGAAGGAGCUCGCUCUAACCGGCCUGGCCGAUGCCAUUGAACAGGAGAACAAAGAGCAGUGGAGAAUCGACGGGCGCCACCACCUCUUCGAUGCCAAGCGGAAUAACGUGGCCAUGAUGCUGGAAAACAACCACCGCGAGCGUCUACACAUGGUGUACGAUUCAGUGAAGAAGCGGCUGGACUACCAGGUGGGCCUGCAGCAUCUGGAGCGCAGGCUGGCACAGGAGCACAUGGUCAACUGGGUGGAGAAGAGUGUGAUCCACAGUAUCACACCGCAACAGGAGAAGGAAGCAUCGCCAAGUGUACCGCUGACCUCAAAGUGCCGUCGAAGAAUGCUCCGGCAACCGCCUAAUCCCGUUCACAAUUACUAUUAUGGCAAUUAUAGAAGACUUAAUUAA